This is a messenger RNA of Lithohypha guttulata, 717 nucleotides long. RefSeq lists its product as uncharacterized. Bases 1 to 717 code for a protein of 238 amino acids. Lineage: Eukaryota; Fungi; Ascomycota; Eurotiomycetes; Chaetothyriales; Trichomeriaceae. The record is from RefSeq and is a predicted model, not a curated record. The transcript is spliced from 2 exons.
AUGUCGCCGCGCAAAUUGCCAAGGCCACACAUAGCAAUCUCGCCUGCGAGACCAGACGCCUCCCGAAAGCGCUUACACUCGGACCCACUUCCGCAAAGACCUAGUACUUCUCGGUCCAAUACAUCAUCGGAUCUUCCUACCCUGGCAUCUGUACGUGAAGAAUGCUCAGAUGAGGAGAAGGGCGCUACACAGAGCAACAAGAAGGUCGAUCGGCCGGUACGAUGGGAUUUUGAGAAACUGGAUCCGCAGGUGUUGCGUUCUAUGCCUCGAUUCUCGACUACUGGCGACCUGCCUUUUCUCACAGACAAUAUGUCGUCUUCGAGACUAUGUCUGCUCAAGAUGUCCUGUGAAGAGUUAGCAGAGACCUUCUCAUCUGCAGGCUCCAGUGAUGAAGACAGCUUUGUGAACCGCGGGACUGCGAAGAACACAUCAAAAGGAACUGAUUCCGGGGACGGUGGUAUGAGGAGCCUGCGCCGAGUUAUGUCUAACUCUUCAACUAAGAUUAAGAGGAUGGGCUCAAAACUACGACGAAUACCUAGCAAUCUUCUUACGAGGUCAGGCCGACUGGCGACCUCUGAUUCACUUGGUUGGCAGGCUGGUUCGGACAAUGAGGUUCAGACACGACCUACCUUGCGACGUCAACGAUUGAUCAGCGGCAUUUUGGAAAGCCCUUUGUGCUCAAGAGGAAAUGCGCAGAUGGAGCCUAUUAGAGUGUAA